This is a messenger RNA of Myotis brandtii (Brandt's bat), 4015 nucleotides long. RefSeq names its product MICAL-like 1 (gene MICALL1). The transcript is spliced from 18 exons. The annotation marks the transcript as partial. The record is from RefSeq and is a predicted model, not a curated record. Gene Ontology annotation, molecular function: protein binding. Lineage: Eukaryota; Metazoa; Chordata; Mammalia; Chiroptera; Vespertilionidae.
CAAUGUAAAUUCAAGACAGGAGCUCCGCACAGCACUGGCGCGAGGUCCUCGACCCACGGAUGUCCCUGUUUUUACAAGUAUUUGUCCUGGGCUGGCCAGGAUGUGGCUUCCGGGGAGGGCAUCCUGAUUCGCAGUGAGGUCAGGGAUCAUCAACCUGGAAGCUUGCACUUGAGCCCUACCCCUUCGAGUGAUCUGCAUCCUCCGCGUGGGUGCCAGGAGCUCAGCCUGUGCCCCCACCGGAAGGCCCAGUCCACCAGAGAUUUUGAUUCACUUUCCAAGGAUAAUGUCUUCGAGAAUAACCGUUUGGCCUUUGAAGUGGCCGAGAAGGAGCUGGGCAUCCCUGCUCUACUGGACCCCAAUGACAUGGUCUCCAUGAGGGUCCCCGACUGCCUCAGCAUCAUGACCUACGUGUCCCAGUAUUACAACCACUUCGCCAGCCAUGGCCAAGCCGGUGUCUCACCACCCGGAAAGGGCCCGUCACCCUCCUCCCCGCCAUCCACUCCAGUGGAACCAGAAGAGAGGGCUCAGGCCGAGGAGCUCGCCUCAGGUCACCUGUCGGAGCAGAGCACCCACCGGACCCCCAGCAGCGUGUGCGCAGCCUGCGGGCAGCACGUGCACCUGGUGCAGCGGUACCUGGCCGAGGGCAAGCUGUACCACCGGCACUGCUUCCGGUGUCGGCAGUGCUCCAGCACCCUCAUCCCCGGGGCCUACCGGGCUGGGCCUGAGGAGGGCACCUUCGUGUGUGCGGAGCACUGUCCCAGGCUGGGCCCAGGUGGGCGGGGGGCCAAGCCCCGGUCCCCACCACAGCCAAAGCGACAGCCAGAAGAAGGAAAGGAAGCUGCAGAAGAAGCCAAGGAUGUGGAGGGAGGCGGCCCCAGCCCUAGGGCAGCUGCAGGGGCUGAGGCCCGGCCCCAGAUCCCCACCAAGCCCUGCAUUCUGGACAAACCACAGGAUCUGGCCAGCCCCCAGGCCGGCCGCCCCAUGCCCGCCCCCAGGAAGACCUUGGAGAGCACAGCCCCGGCGCCCUNCGUGCCCCCGCCCCCCCGGCCCCGGUCCAGCCUGCAGCCUGAGAACUCGGUGGAGCAGGGAGGCGGCAGCCUGGUGAACGGAAGGCUGCACGAGCCCCCCGUCCCCAAGCCGAGAGGGACGCCCAAGCUGUCAGAGAGGACGCCCGCCCCCAGGAAGGACCCUCCCUGGAUCGCACUGGUCCAGGCAGAGCCAAAGAAGAAGCCAGCCCCUCUGCCGCCGAGCAGCAGCCCCCGGCCGCCAAGCCGGGACAGCAGGCGGGACAGCAGGCGGGUGGAGAAUGGAGGCGAGGAGGUGGCCCCCAGGAGCCCGGCGGCGGCUGGCCUGGAGCCCAAGCCCUACAACCCCUUUGAGGAGGAGGAGGCAGAGGAGGUGGAGGAGCCCCCUGCUGCACCCAGUCUGGGCACCAGCCCUGCCCAGGCCCAGCCGGAGUCCACACCCAAGUCCCUGCACCCCUGGUACGGCAUCACCCCCACCAGCAGCCCCAAGACCAAGAAGCGCCCUGCCCCCCGGGCGCCCAGCGCAUCCCCGCUCGCUGUUGCCGGGCAGUGCCUUCCUGCUGCGCCUGCUGCCUUAUAUGCAGAUGACGACACUUGGAAGCGUAUUUCAGUGGUGCAGGCAGAGCCUGGCCCAGAGCUGGCCGCCACGAGGCUGCGGCUCCUCCGCUCCUGCUGCCUCCCUCCCUCCCCGGCUCCUGGUGGAGCCUCGCCUUCCGUGUUGUCUGCGCCUCCCCUCCCCUGGCAGCUCUCCACGCCUCCCACCCUGGACCGGACGCCUCAAGCCAGCCCUGGCCUCGCCCCCAAUACGAGGGGCAGCUCGGGUGCCCAGCCAGCCAAGCCCUGCAGUGGCGCUGCCCCCACCCCGCUCUUGUUGGUGGGAGACAAGGUCCCCGUGCCUUUGCCUGGCACCUCCUCCCCGCAGCUCCAGGUAAAGUCUUCCUGCAAGGAAAAUCCUUUUAACCGGAAGGCGUCGCCCACAGCGUCCCCAGCCCCAAAGAAAGCCACCAAAGGACCCAAGCCAGCGAGGCCACCUGCCCCGGGACACGGCUUCCCGCUCAUCAAGCGCAAGGUCCAGGCUGACCAGUACAUCCCCGAGGAGGACAUCCACCGAGAGGUGGACACCAUCGAGCGCCAGCUGGACGCCCUGGAGCUCCGCGGGGUGCUGCUGGAGGAGAACUUCAAGCAGCAGAACCUGGAGCAGCGCCAGGCCGACGUGGAGUAUGAGGUCAGGUGCCUCCUCAACAAGCCAGAAAAGGACUGGACAGAGGAGGACCGGGGCCGGGAGAAGGUGCUGAUGCAGGAGAUGAUGACUCUCAUCGAGCAGCGCAAUGCCAUUGUCAACUGCCUGGAUGAGGACCGGCAGAGGGAGGAAGAGGAAGAUAAGAUGUUGGAAGCCAUGAUUAAGAAGAAAGAGUUCCAGAAGGAGGCUGAAUCCGAGGGCAGCAAGAAGGGGAAGUUCAAGAAGGUGAAGGUGCUGAAGCUGCUGGGAAAUAAGCGUGACGCCAAGAGCAAGUCCCCCGGGGACAAGAGCUGACAGCGAGGGGCCUUCCACCCCGUGGCUCAGCCUGUCCGGGCUGGUUCCUGUGACUCCGAUGCUGUGUCAGACCCAAGGAGCAAGCAGGCUCCAGGGUCCAGGGUCCUGGGUCCGGGGAGCGGCAGCGGCCGCGCACAUCUGCCCCUCGUCCCGCCCAGCCCGGCUGUGACGGCAGCUCCUGGGUCCUUCCUUCUGGGUCACGUCCAGACGGGAUUCUUCGCUGUUAAAGUUCGGACCUGAGGGUCCUUCCCCCACGAGGUGUGCGCCCGGCCUCCUGCCUCUAGGGCCCUGCUCCUCGCAGGCAGAGAGCCGGGCUUGGCUGCGCUGGCUGCUUCCUGCCCGGCCUGCCCCGGCCUGGCCCCGUUCCUGUCUUCCUCGUCGGGCAGGUGGCCCGAGUCCGCUUCUCCUCCCUCGGGAGCUCUAUUUAUGAAGCCUCCAUGUUGCUCGGUGACUGUGUCCUCAGCCAGGAGUGGGGCUGAUGGACGAAACCCUCCCUGUCUCUGAGUUCCAGGAGGCGCUUCCCUCGUUCCUUGCUCUGUAGGAACCUCACAGGACAGGGGCUGUGAUGGUCGCACUGGGGACCUGGGUGCCCGAAGCUGAGUCUCCCCACAAGGGUCUCGGAGGCAGGCUCGGUGGCAGCUCCCUGAUUGGCUGAGGGGUCUGCUUGGUGUAGGUGCUAAUCCCGGUCUCUAACACACUGUAGUCUGAGGCCCCAUGGAGGCUCACCCCGCCCCCCGGGGGGGAGGGCCCGUUCCUGCGUGUGGUCAUCACCAGUCUGUCUGUCUCCUCACACUCCUGUUGCUUGUUCUCCCCGACUUAUUCCCACCAAAGGACUGACCGCCUCUCCCCCCACUGGGAGGAGCGAUGGGGACCAGGCCUUUCCCCAGGGACUGUGCCAGCAGCUCUUGGUCGAAGCACUGUGGCUAUAAGCUAGUUCUGGGACCUCCAGGCCCCUCCCUCAGCUCGCCGCCGGGGAAGACCUCACUGUAUGCACUCCAAUGAAUGGAGACCACGUCAUUGCCGUGCCCUGCAGCCUCGGGCGCUGUGCCCUUGGCCAGUCUGCCUUCUUUCCCGGUGCCUCCGGUGCCUGGCCUCACUGGUGGCCCAGGAGGCGUGUAGGGGCUCUGGCCCUCACUGCCCGCCCUCGGGCGCGACUCCCUUGCUCUGGAGGGAGAGGUGGCUCCCGCCCGCGUAGCCCUGGCAGUCCCCUUCCUCAUGUGCCUGUUGCCCUGGGGCUGGGUCACCGACUCCAGGGCCUUUCGGGGGCCAGGAUGCAGGAACCGGGCUGGGGUGCCUGUGUCAGGAGACUCGGGUGGUGGGGACUACCGUGGCCAUGUGCCCAGUGUCGUCAGAUCUUUCCAUUUUUCAAAAGAAGCUAGAAAUCCAGAUUGUGUGUGUGUGUAAUUUGUAAUGUUGGCAACUAAUCUGAAAUUAAAUCGAGGGCAGGCUGAAUGUA